UUAAGAAAAGGCCCUAUGAAUCAAUGUCAUUAAAUGUGAAAUAUGUCAAUUCCUGUAGGGCGGGUAUGUAUGGGGCUCUUUUUCAUUAUGUACUGACCAUUUCAAACUACAUUUGUGACUUCAGAACAGACAAGCGUCUCUGUGAACCGUGCCCAUCACACCUACAUUACGCCUUAUUUGGGCACAGGUGACCGGAAGUAUCUAAUUUGAUAGCGGCGGGAUGAAAGGCUCAAAGACGCGCAACAACGUAGGCUACAUCAUUUUGCUACCUAGCUCUGCCGAAAUGUCGGUUUUUAAUAGUGAUGGAGUUUUCAAAAGCCACUACUUUCAACUUAUUUAAUUUUUAAAGAACACAUCCUAACUGGAUCUACCAAUGCCAAACCCCAUGGACGACCGUCUACGCGUGGUGGCCGUGAUACACGCUUUGAAAGCAUCUGGAGUUCGCGUGAAAAACUGGAAGAACUUCUUGAAUGGGCCAUACACGAGCGACCCUGUCAGACAGGAGAACCAAUCUAAAUUUGCUUUUGGUCGGGACCUGAUAAUGCUGCCACAGUGUGAUUUAACUGAUAUGAGUGGGACAGUGCCAAAGUUCUUGGUGGAUGCCUGUGAAUUUUUAUCCCAGCAUCUUCAUACUGAAGGGCUGUUUCGAAAGACCGGGUCGUUUAGUCGGAUGCGAGCUCUGAGGGCUGGCCUGGAGCAGGGGGAGACAGUCUUUUCUCUGCCACAUUCAGCCACUCUGCAGCCCUGUGAUGUGGCGUCUCUUGUGAAGCAGUUCUUACGGGAGCUGCCCUCGCCCCUCAUCCCUAUGGAUCUACAGGUGCCACUGUGUCGUGCACAGGGCUUAGAGGAGGAGGGGGGGCAGGAGCAGGGCAAGGAUGGAGCUCUUCUUCUCACAGCCUUGUUCCCCCCGUCGCAUUCACGGGCCCUCCGAUACUUCUGCACUUUCCUGAGACAGACGGCUCAAAGAUGUAAAGAGAAUCGUAUGGAAGUGGGCAAUCUGGCUCUUGUGAUUGCACCUAAUCUGCUACAUUGUCCAGCUGGGGGCUCUAAACUGACCGCAGGUACAGAGAGACGACUGCAUAGACAAGCAGCAGUGAUCAAGAAACUCAUAAUACACGCUGAUCGGAUUGGUGUUGUCCCCCCUUCUAUUAUGGACAUGGCAACAGUAGCAGAGUCCUCCACACCCCCAGUUGAUGGGGGGAGGUUUCAGGAGAGGGCAGGACUUGGUGUGUAUAGACUUUUAGCACAUCAAAGGAGGCGCAGUGUUGGAGAGAUAUUUGUGGAUGCUCUCAGUAAAUUGAAGACAGGCCGCACUCACACUGGCCUUCUACAUCCCCCAGACAGCCAGCAAAGUACAAAGACCGCUCACCACAACACACCUGAAUCACCAGUCACAUCUAAACGAAAAUCGACUGAAGAUCCUGUCCCUGAUGUUGAGAGCUCUGCUAAAAAAAGACGCUCUAUCCAUGACCUUAGAGAAGACAACCAAUCCAUGAGCAAACAACCCUCCAAUGUAGAUUCCGAGGCGGCGGUCGGCCAAAGCCCUACCCGUAGUCACACUUCUGUCCUGAGUGGAGUGGAGGGCAGUAGGGAGCACGAGCUCUCUGUCACUCUCACUGCCUCAGAGAAGAGGAGGAAUCACAAGAAAGAUCAAAAAACAUCAAACAAGCAUCCGGUGCAGGAGGACAAGGCCCAUCGAAGGACAUCUCUUAGAUUCUUCAACAUGACAGUCUGGAGCAGCCCUGACCCUUCCCCCACGUCCAUUGGGAAUGACACUGAGAAUUGGAUCAUGGGCAGUAUAAUGGUCACUGAUGGUAUGACUGAAGCAUCCAGCUCUGAGAUUGGACCAUCCAGGAUUCCUGUCAUAAUGACUGAUGGCCCAGGACAAGUGGGGAAUGAAGUGGAGGAUGACCCUGAUCUGCUGAAUUACAGCUUUGCUGAAAAUCCUAAUCACUGCCUGGAUCUCGCRACAUUGGACUCACCUACCAGGACACAAGCUGGGGAAUCAUGUGAAUGCUCUGGUGUCAAGUUGGAAAACGAGACGAUAGAGGAAACCGUUAGACAGUAUGAAACAAACCAUGUAUUGAGGGAUCCAGAGCAGGUUGGGAUAAAGGAGGACCCUGUAGACGUGGGUCUAAGCAAGAAGCAGUCAGAAGUGGAUAUAUCUGUCAGUCAGAAGCCCCGUCAACCUCGUCGCUCCAUCAGUAUGCCAGAGGUGACAUUGGACCAACUGAGGAUUCAAGAUGAAAUUUACAAGAAAGAGAAAACAGAUUGGAUGAUCAAGAAAGAAGAUGGAGUCUCUGGGGACGCACUUCAACUGCCGGUGAAGAAAGAGAAGAUGACAGAGUCAGGACUGGGUUUUAAGAGGACACACAUGUCUGUAGCAGAGCGCAUCAGGCGGUUUAACGCUCUGACAACGCUGCUCCGUAACCCCAGGGUUCCUCCAAGGCCCCCUGAACCUCAGCUCAAUGAUGUCCUGCAUGAGAGUCAGCGGGAGGGAGGUCAGCGGAGCGUUGUACGUCUGCGCCGGCAGGGAGCGCGGCGGUUUGGACGCUCCAUCAGUCAUGAUGGUGUUCCCGGACCUUGGCCAGGACAAGCCUCUAAAAAUCAAGAGGUGCCAGUGGUUCUUCAAAGCCUCAGUGAGCCAGUCCUAUGUCCACCUCUAGAGCCAACUCUUAGUGUUUAUCAAUUUGCCCAAGUGGGACAGUUUGAAAUCCAACAUACUCCUCAACUACAACAGGAAAACCUCAUGCAGACCAUCCAGGAUUUGUGCGCUCCUCCGUCACCCAAUCCAAAGCAGAACAAGGAAUCCUGCCAAGGGCAAUUUAAAGAAUCACAAUUGAAUCUCAAGGAAAGACAAUUGGAACCGGUGGAGGAACAACCUAAGGAGUCAGAGCUACAUGAUCUGCUGGAGAUGCACUUGAAUACAUGCAAUCCAAAGGAGGAGCARGACAAACACAUCACAGUUCCAAUGCUGGUGAAUAGACCGUUUCUGACCGACACAGUCUUAGAUGUUCCACCUCAGACCAUGGCCCCCCUACAGCAGGAGUCCAAAAGUACAGAAGUCAAACUCCCUCUCCCUUUUCCCUCCAAGCCCUCCUCUCCCUCUCAAACAGAAACAUGCUCUCCCAUUCCCAGUGGACCCUCUCCCACACCAAUAGACACAACAUCAACUGAUCUCUACACUGCACACUUAGUGGCUAACUGCUCCCCUACCUCUGUCACGACCUUUGGCUUUAUAGAGAUAGACAUGGGGGUCAGUGAGAGUGAUGGGGGUUCGCUCCCUGUUGAACUCUCUCCAUCACCAGCCUUGCAGAUCAGGCUCCCGGCCACCAAGAGACGCUACAGAGACUCGCCCUGCUGGCCCGUCCAUGAGAUUAGCAUGGCCACAGGGGACCCAUUACAGAUCUGAGGGGUACAGGACAGACUAAAUGGUACUCCGUAACUAGCGCAUUGGUCUUGAGUAGUAGGGUUUAAAAAUUGGGAAAAUAAGAUCACUCGCACAAAGAAUGCCAUGUGUUUUGUUUUUUUUAUAUGUAAUUUUCUGUUAUGCCAAGAUAGGUUAUCCUAGAAAAGUAGUAUUUUAAAGCGGCAGUCAACAGUAGAACAAUAACAAAGUGGCCUCCCUGUUUCGGUAAAAAUCUGAGGGAUGGGGCUGGAGAAAUGUAACCACUCUCAA
This is a messenger RNA of Salvelinus sp. IW2-2015, 3679 nucleotides long. RefSeq lists its product as uncharacterized. Gene Ontology annotation, biological process: signal transduction. NCBI's taxonomy places the organism in Eukaryota, Metazoa, Chordata, Actinopteri, Salmoniformes, Salmonidae. The record is from RefSeq and is a predicted model, not a curated record.